AUGGCCCACAUCAUCACCUCCCUCCUCUCGACGAUCCCACUCACUACCCUCGGGCUUGUGGCCAACAUCUUCCGCAGCACAGGAGACAUCCCCAGAGUACUCCACAUCGUUGGCACUGGCUCCAACCCUCCCUGGCUCCAAGGCUACUCUGACGCCUGGCAACAGUUCUUCCCGGAGCCCGUGUACUACCACCACUACUGGGACGUCCUUGGCCCCGAGUCCACGGCCUGCUUCAAAAGGCACUUCCCGUCCUACCUGCCGCUUUACCUCAAGCAGGAGGUCUCAGUCCGUAUGGCCUCAUUGCGGUACUGUGCCCUUUUCGACUCGGGUGGUGUGUCCGCUGACCCUGGCAUCGUGGUUCAGUCAGGCUUCCCCCACGACCUCCUCACGAACGGCAAAGUGUCCAUGGUGAACCUUCCCCUGGCUGGCACUUCACAGUAUGGCCUUUUCAUGGCCUCCCCCAAGGCCCAUCCCCUCUGGCGCCAACUCAUGCCCCAGAUCAUGCAGUACUUCCAACAGUAUUCGCCCAUCGCAUGCGAUGGUCCGGACCCUUGCAAUAUGGUCGACCCUUGCAACGAGGAACAAUGUGAUAUGCCAUCACCGCUAGUGGUCACCGCCUCGGUCCCGUGUCAAGACAGUAGCCUAUGCCCAGACCAGUCCUCUGGCCACGUAGUGUACAGCCAAGUAGCAUCUUCAUGUGGGGGCCGCGAGCCUUGCGGGGACACGACGCCUGUUGUGGUCGCUGCUAACCCCUGUGAUGGUGGAGGGCCUUGUGAUGACCCCGAGCCCAUGCAAGACAGUACCAUGGCCAACACUGGGUCGAGCAGUCCCUCGACGAACAUGGUCCAUUACACUGUUGGGCGUGGCAGUAACACUGCGAGCUCAGGGUCCUCUGCUUUCCAGGUGGUCUCGUUCCCAAUGUCCUCCCUUCUGGAACGGGUCGGUGUCAAGUCUCGCAUCAAAUUCACUGACUGUUCCCGUACAGAGUAUAUCAUGACAUCAUACUGCUCAUCCUCGGCCGCGAGUGGUACUACUACUGCCAAGACCGUGCAUGAGACGAAAAAAUACCAGUCCUCUACUGCAGGGGCUCCAGUGCCACCAAAUGGUUACUAUUAUUACCCUCCUAUCGGCCCGCAUCCUUACCCUAUGAUGGUCCCUCCACCACUACCCUACGUAUCGUAUCCAGGGCUCGACUACGCGCCCAACAGCGUCUCGCUCUCCGACAGGGUUAUGGACGGCGUGAAGGAAAUAGAAGGGCCCGUUUAG
Molecule: messenger RNA, 1266 nt
Organism: Perkinsus marinus ATCC 50983
Lineage: Eukaryota; Perkinsozoa; Perkinsida; Perkinsidae
Exons: 1
Coding region: 1-1266 (421 amino acids)
Source: RefSeq, a predicted model, not a curated record